Closterium sp. NIES-65 is the source of this 2367-nucleotide messenger RNA. NCBI's taxonomy places the organism in Eukaryota, Viridiplantae, Streptophyta, Zygnematophyceae, Desmidiales, Closteriaceae. The record is from the annotation of a GenBank genome assembly.
AUGGGAGGAUGGAAAGAGCAGGGAUGGCUUGGGAGGGGAAAAGGCGGCGCGGGGGGGGAAAGAGCUGAUACAGCAGGGGAAGGGAGUGGCCGGGGUGGGGAAAAGGAGGGGGAGAUGACGGCAGGGGCGGGUGCGGAUGAUGAAGUGCCGCUGUUGGAUGACGAGGAGGUGGCGCGGGCGGACAAGGAGGUCAUUCAGGCGGUGUUUGAGCGCGUGGUGGAGGCGCAGGCGCAGCUGCACAACUACAAGAGCCUCGUCAUUUUCGCGCUCUUCACCGCUCUCUACCUCCUCAUGCUCUGCCUUCAGGCGCAGUCCUUCCACAGCUACCAGGUGGCCACCGCUCACUCCGUCCUGCUGCCUCCGGACUACUCCAAGGACUCGAGCUACUCCUUUGCCAGCAGCAGCGCUUUCUACACCUGGCUCAAUGACAGCAUCAUUCAGGCCGUAUGGACGGACCCGCAGUGUGGCGAUGGCACAUGCACGCCCCCCAUGGAGGUACCAGCGGUGGGUCGCUUCGGGUGCGCCCUGGACUGCGGGUUGGCCAGCAACGUGACGGCGGUGACGGUGGCGCUGCGCUGGCGCUUUGCAUCCACGGACGCCAUGGCGGCCUCCUCCUGGAACCUCUGCUCCACCUCCAUCCGCGACGUCUGCUGGUUCGAGGGUGCGCAGGUGUUCACGGAGGUGGCAGGCUGGCACACGCUCACGCUGCAGCUGCCAGACAACGACUGGUUCGUCUCACUCACUGCACCGGACGGCGGGGUGAGCGUGUACGUGUACGAGUCACAGCCCACCACCAGCCAGGACGGACCACUGCUGCCUUCAGCCUCCCUCGACGCAGCUGCGGCAGCAGCAGCAUCAGCAGCACCGCCCUCCUCACCCACUCCCGCGCCUCCCCCCUCUAGCGCCGGCGCCCCUGCCUCCUCGCCCUCUGCAGCGCCGUCUCCUUCGGGGGGCGUGAAGGGGAGGGUGCGGCCGUCCAACGGCACGGGCGCUAACGUGCUGCUGGCGCUCAUCGAUGGCUGCGUGGCGGAUGGCGAGAGCGGUCUGCAGCGGUGCAGAAAGGCAUUCACUCUCUUCGAGCCUUUCGUCCAGACGCCCUCAUGCACCGGUGCGCCCUCCUGCCCUCCCCACCCUCCUGCCCUCACCACCCUCCUGCCCUCCCCACCCUCCUGCCCUCCCCACCCUCCUGCCCUCCCCACCCUCCUGCCCUCCCCACCCUCCUGCCCUCCCCACCCUCCUGCCCUCCCCACCCUCCUGCCCUCCCCACCCUCCUGCCCUCCCCACCCUCCUGCCCUCCCCACCCUCCUGCCCUCCCCACCCUCCUGCCCUCCCCACCCUCCUGCCCUCCCCACCCUCCUGCCCUCUCCUCCACCCUCCUGCUCCUCCCCCCCACCCUCCUGCCCUCCCCACCCUCCUGCCCUCCCCACCCUCCUGCCCUCCCCACCCUCCUGCCCUCCCCACCCUCCUGCCCUCUCCUCCACCCUCCUGCCCCUCCCCCCCAACCCUCCUGCCCUCCCCACCGUCCUGACCCCACAUUUCGCUAUUUCACGCCCUUCCCACAUCUUUCUCUCUUGCCGUAAUGUUUCCCUCUGCCAUGAACUGGCAGCCACAGCAACAGCAGCAGCAGCAGCAGCAGCAGCAGCAGCAGCAGCAGCAGCAGCAGCAGCAGCAGCAGCAGGCCCAUCUUCUUCCCGUCUUCUCCUUUCUGCGUCGAUUCCCGAUAACGCAAAUCAGCAAACCGUCAUGUCAUCUGUCGUCCAGGUCCGUGCACUGCGCUGUCUGCACUGCACUGUCUGCACUGCGCUGUCUGCACUGCCCUGUCUGCACUGCACUGUCUGCACUGCGCUGUCUGCACUGCGCUGUCUGCACUGCGCUGUCUGCACUGCGCUGUCUGCACUGCGCUGUCUGCACUGCGCUGUCUGCACUGCACUGUCUGCACUGUGCUGUCUGCACUGCGCUGUCUGCACUGCGCUGUCUGCACUGCGCUGUCUGCACUGCGCUGUCUGCACUGCGCUGUCUGCACUGCGCUGUCUGCACUGCGCUGUCUGCACUGCGCUGUCUGCACUGCGCUGUCUGCACUGCGCUGUCUGCACUGCACUGUCUGCACUGCGCUGUCUGCACUGCGCUGUCUGCACUGCGCUGUCUGCACUGCGCUGUCUGCACUGCGCUGUCUGCACUGCGCUGUCUGCACUGCACUGUCUGCACUGCGCUGUCUGCACUGCGCUGUCUGCACUGCGCUGUCUGCAGCCCUGUCUGCACUGCGCUGUCUGCACUGCACUGUCUGCACUGCGCUGUCUGCAGCCCUGUCUGCGCUGUCUGCACUGUCUCGACAGCACUGGCAUGGCAUCACACACCUGCCUCUCAGUG